ACUUCAUUUCCCAGCGGCCCCUGCGGCCUGCCCUAGCGCUGCGGCGCCUUUGUGAGCGCGGCCGGCGGCCAGGAUCGAGCCCUGGCCCGGGCCCUGGCCCAGCCCCGGCCUCCAAGGACCGCGCGAAGGAAGUGCCCACCGGAGGGAGGAGGCGCUCUACUUUCUCAGGAUACCAUCCCUCUCCUGGAGAGGAGCCUGAAGGAGUAGGACAGAAGAACUGUCAAAUUCUGGAAUCCUUAAAGCCAUGUCCAAGGAUUUGGUGACAUUUGGGGAUGUGGCUGUAAAUUUCUCUCAAGAGGAAUGGGAAUGGCUGAACCCCGCUCAGAGGAAUUUGUACAGGAAAGUGAUGUUGGAGAACUACAGGAGCUUGGUAUCACUGGCAGGAGUUUCUGUUUCUAAGCCAGAUGUGAUCUCAUUAUUGGAGCAAGGAAAAGAGCCCUGGAUGGUGAAGAAGGAGGGAACAAGAGGCACAUGCCCUGAUUGGGAGUAUGUAUUUAAAAACAGUGAAUUUUCAUCAAAGCAAGAGACAUAUGAAGAAUCAUCCACAGUUGUGACAGUGGGAACAAGACAUCUUAGUUAUAGCCUUGACUACCCCAAUUUCAGAGAAGACUGUCAAAGUGAGGACUGGUAUAAGAACCAGCUGGGAAGUCAAGAGGUACAUCUUAGUCAAUUAAUCAUCACUCAUAAGGAAAUCCUUCCAGAAGUUCAACAUAAAGAAUAUAACAAAUCUUGGCAAACAUUCCACCAGGAUACAAUCUUUGAUAUACAACAGAGUUUUCCCACCAAAGAAAAAGAACAUAAGCAUGAACCACAAAAGAAAAGUUACCGGAAAAAAUCUGUUGAAAUGAAACAUAGGAAAGUCUAUGUAGAAAAGAAACUUUUGAAAUGUAAUGACUGUGAGAAAGUCUUCAACCAGAGCUCAUCCCUUACUCUUCAUCAGAGAAUUCAUACUGGAGAGAAACCCUAUGCAUGUGUUGAAUGUGGGAAAACGUUCAGCCAGAGUGCAAACUUGGCACAACAUAAGAGAAUACAUACUGGGGAGAAACCUUAUGAAUGUAAAGAAUGUAGGAAAGCCUUCAGCCAGAAUGCACAUCUGGCCCAACAUCAGAGAGUUCAUACUGGAGAGAAACCCUAUCAGUGUAAAGAAUGUAAAAAAGCCUUCAGCCAGAUUGCACACCUGACUCAGCAUCAGAGAGUUCAUACUGGAGAGAGACCUUUCGAAUGUAUUGAAUGUGGAAAGGCCUUUAGUAAUGGUUCAUUUCUUGCUCAGCAUCAGAGAAUUCAUACAGGAGAGAAACCUUAUGUGUGUAAUGUGUGUGGGAAAGCCUUUAGCCAUCGCGGAUACCUAAUUGUACAUCAGAGAAUUCAUACUGGAGAGAGACCCUACGAAUGUAAGGAAUGUAGGAAAGCCUUCAGCCAGUAUGCACACCUUGCUCAACAUCAGAGAGUUCAUACUGGAGAAAAACCUUAUGAAUGUAAAGUAUGUAGGAAAGCCUUCAGCCAAAUUGCAUACCUUGAUCAACAUCAGAGGGUUCAUACUGGAGAGAAACCCUAUGAAUGUAUUGAAUGUGGGAAGGCCUUUAGCAAUAGUUCAUCACUUGCACAACAUCAGAGAAGUCAUACUGGAGAAAAACCCUAUAUGUGUAAGGAAUGUAGGAAAACAUUUAGCCAGAAUGCAGGCCUUGCUCAACAUCAGAGAAUUCAUACUGGAGAGAAACCUUAUGAAUGUAAUGUUUGUGGGAAAGCCUUUAGCUAUAGUGGAUCUCUUACUCUACAUCAGAGAAUUCAUACUGGAGAGAGACCGUAUGAAUGUAAAGAUUGCAGGAAAUCUUUCAGGCAGCGUGCACAUCUUGCUCAUCACGAAAGAAUUCAUACUAUGGAGUCAUUCUUGACUCUUUCCUCUCCCUCACCCUCCACAUCAAAUCAGUUGUCAAGACCUGUAGGUUUCAUCUCCUGAAUAUGUCUGAAAUCUCACCUCUUUAAUCCAUUUCCAUUCCAUCAUCCUUGUCCAAUGCACAUUAAUAUAUUUGACAUGGGAUACUCGAGUAGCUUUCCAGUUAGUCUCCUUGUAUUCACCAUUGUCUGUGUCAGCUGUCCACAUUGCAGCCAAAUUUGUAUUUUAAAAAAAUGUUUAAUAUCAUUUCUCCCUCAUUAAAAUUCCUCAGUGGCA
Rhinopithecus roxellana (golden snub-nosed monkey) is the source of this 2170-nucleotide messenger RNA. RefSeq names its product zinc finger protein 583 (gene ZNF583). Gene Ontology annotation, cellular component: nucleus. The record is from RefSeq and is a predicted model, not a curated record. Lineage: Eukaryota; Metazoa; Chordata; Mammalia; Primates; Cercopithecidae. Gene Ontology annotation, molecular function: RNA polymerase II cis-regulatory region sequence-specific DNA binding; DNA-binding transcription activator activity, RNA polymerase II-specific. Bases 245 to 1957 code for a protein of 570 amino acids. The transcript is spliced from 5 exons. Gene Ontology annotation, biological process: regulation of transcription by RNA polymerase II.